AUGAAUGAUGUGGAGAUUUUUGAUAGUGUCUUUGCUUUGGAGGCAUUACUGGUAGAAAAGGAGCUGCCAAAGAAGGAAGAUAUCUACAAGGCCCCAACUUUUGAUAAUAGCUCGGAGAAAAAGAAUACUACUAGUGAUGGGCUUGUUUUGAAGCAAUUACCCGCUCAUCUUCAUUAUGCAUUUUUGGGAGAUGAAUCUACCAAACCCAUAAUUAUAUCGGCAUCAUUGAAUGGGGAAGAUGAAAAGAAGUUGUUAGAGACUUUAAAGAGUCUGGCUAUUUGUAUGCACAAGAUUCUUAUGGAGGAUCCUUAUAAGCCUUCUAUUGAACAUCAACGACGACUUAUUCCAACUAUGAAGGAAGUUGUGAGAGCGGAAGUGUUGAAACUAUUGAAUGUUGGAAUUAUUUAUGCCAUUUCGGAUAGUUCAUGGAUGAGUCCGAUUCAAGCGGUGCCAAAGAAAGAGGGGAUGACUGCGGUCACAAAUGAAAAGAAUGAGUUAAUUCCAACUCGUACUGUGAUGGGAAGGAGGGUGUGUAUUGAUUAUAGGAAGCUUAAUAAGGCAACUUGGAAAGAUCAUUUUCCCUUGCCUUUCAUUGACCAAAUGAUGCCAUUUGGUUUGUGUAAUGCACUAGCCACUUUUCAAAGUUCCAUGAUGACCAUUUUUGUUGACUUGAUGGAAAAUAUAAUGGAGGUAUUUAUGGAUGACUUUUCAAUUUUUGGUUCAUCAUUUGACUAUUGUUUGUGCAACUUUGGAAUAGUUCUUAAAAGAUAUGCGGAGACCAAUCAUGUUCUUAAUUGGGAGAAGUGUCACUUCAUGGUUAAGGAGAGGAUUGUACUUGGGAACCGAGUUUCUUCUUUGAAUUUGGAAGUGGAUAAAGCAAAAAUUUCAACUAAUGAGAACUUACCACCACCAACCAAUAAACUUAUAGCGGUUUUCAUUCUUAUUGUGCCCGAUUGGAGUGAACCUUUUGAGAAAAUAUGCGAUGCAAGUGACUUUUCCAUUGGAGCGGUUCUUGGGCAGCGAAAGGACAAUAUCUUUAGAGCUAUUUAUUAUUCAAGUCGUACUUUGAAUGAAGCUCAAGAGAAUUAUACAACUAUUGAGAAGGAGAUGUUAGCAGUGGUUUAUUCUUCUGACAAGUUCCGUCCUUAUAUUAUUGGAUCUAAGCUGAUAAUCUAUACAAAUUAUGCAACUAUUCGAUGUGUGCUGGAAGAGGAAGUAAGUGAUAUUUUGUUUCAUUGCCAUUCUUCUUCUGUGGGUGGACAUUUUGGAGGUGUGAGGACUGCUGGAAAGGUCCUUGAAAGUGGGUUUCAUUUGCCUACUUUACACCGUGAUUGUCAUGAAUACGUGAAAAGUUGUGAUCGGUGUCAAAGUGUGGGAAAUAUUUCUAGAAGACAUGAAUUACCUCUCACUAACAUCUUGGAAGUGGAAAUAUUUGAUGUAUGGGGUAUAGAUUUCAUGGGAACAUUCCCACCUUCUUUCGGUAAUUUAUACAUUCUCUUGGCAGUUGAUUAUGUGAGUAAAUGGGUAGAAGUUGCUGCAACAACUUCUAAUGAUGCUCGUGUGGUUUUUGAUGCUCUUAUGGCGACGUACAGAUUAAGACAUAAGAUGGCCCUUGCUUACCAUCCUAAAUUUAAUGGUCAAGCAGAGAUAUCUAAUCAGGAAAUCAAGCUUAUUUUGGAGAAGACGCUGCAAUCAAAUAGAAAGGAUUGGUCUAACAAGCUUGAUGACGCUUUAUGGGCAUAUAUGACGACUUUUAAGACACUUAUCGGCAUGUCUCCUUACCGGUUAGUGUUUGGGAAGGCUUGUCAUCUACCGUUUGAGCUUGGGCAUCGUGCACAAUGGGCCAUUAAAGCUGAAUCUAGACUUGAAAGCUUUGGGAGAGAAAAGACUUCUUCAACUUAA
Humulus lupulus (European hop) is the source of this 1902-nucleotide messenger RNA. RefSeq lists its product as uncharacterized. Bases 1 to 1902 code for a protein of 633 amino acids. The record is from RefSeq and is a predicted model, not a curated record. Gene Ontology annotation, molecular function: nucleic acid binding. The transcript has 6 exons. NCBI's taxonomy places the organism in Eukaryota, Viridiplantae, Streptophyta, Magnoliopsida, Rosales, Cannabaceae.